CAGGGCUGUGCCUUCUGUUCACUUCCAGCUUUGAUCGACGAUAUACACGUCCAGGUAUUAUGUAGCCUAUUCUCCAUACCAACUCCCAGACUCUAAGGGGCAUGUGCGUUGGACUUAUGCAUCGGGUUCUGCGUCCAGGGUAGGUCUGAGGAAGGGCUGGUACCACGAUAUGGGCCGACAGCGCUUCAUAACACGAAUGGCCCUUGGCCGCUCACCUUACCAACCAUUUGAAGGCAACAAGGACGAUGAGACUCCCACCGUGAGGGGUACCGAGGUACACAACACCACAACGACAACUGAUGGUUAUGUGCAACGAUUUGACAUUAAAGGCAAUCCCAUCAACCCAGCAACUGAAUCGCGCAACGCCGAAUUGCGGCACGCUCAGAAUUCCAUACUUGCCCUUGUUGGUGUUGUCGAAGGAUUGGAGGGUAAGCAACGAGUGCGCGAGGAUGAUGACUGUCACGGGAGAGCUCAAUGGCAGGAACUGUUGAGCGAUGAGAAUGAAUACGGCGAAGCUCUUGACCUACUGACCAUGUCUGCGGUCUACCUACCUUUGUUCUACUCGAUCUGGCUGCUUAGACGAUAUCAAACCGGGGUGAAUGACGUUGGCCGGCCUUUCGCUUCCAUUGUGGCAAGUGACAUGCGCGCCAUUCUGAAGGGUGAAUGGAAGGGCGUCUACGCUGUGCUGUUCCCAGGAAUGUUAGCGAGCCUAUGUGCUGGUACCGUACAGCUUGGGGCCGCACACAUCAUUGACACUGUCACACGGUCAUGCUCAAAGCAAUACUGGGCGAAGCGUCGGUCCUCGCUGCACCUGGAGCGCUUCGAGAGGGUCUUAGCGUUCGUGGAGACUGCUGCAUAUGGCCUAAUUCAGUUGUUCCUACUGCCGCUCAGCUUCCAUACAACAGCGCAGUGUCUCCUUUUGGCGCCGCCAUGGCCACUGUUACCGCCUUGGAGCUUGUGGCGUCGAACUGACCCCUUGUCACCCCGUUCUAUCAUUUGGCGACCUCUUAUUGAGGUUCCAUUGCCCUUGAUCGGGAGGUUGCUUUCACCAGCAGCUCUGUUCAUCACCUGGAACUAUUUGCUGACCGAGCCGUUGGCCAUUGAUGGCGUCCCGUUUGCGCAUCUCACCACUUUCCCACCUCCAGAACUAAAUACCUCCAGCUCGAGGGUUACAAAACCGAUACUGUUUCGGGAUCCGUUUGGCUGGAUAAGAUAUCAUGUAUACACCGUUCGAUCGUCACUGAUAACAGGGGCAGGAUGGGGGGUUAAAUCGGUCGGGAACAGGUCUACCGAAAAUCAUUUCGAGACAAACAUCGUCAUGGAGGGCAACGCACAGACCAAAUACGGCGUCUCACAUCACCGCUCCACGCAUCUGACGCACCUGCCCGCUCGCUUUCAGGGUGCCAGAAUCGACGAAUUCCUCUACCGUGUGUUACUUCUGCCACUUGAUGCUUUGGUGCUCAGAGCUGUCGCCAUGUCUUAUUUUGCCUGUCCUCUACCAAAGGUUGCCGGCUGUAACGGGCUGUCCACGCAACUUUACCCACCAAUCAGUGGCUGGCUCUACCGUCUGGUGAGAAGGUUGGACGUCAAUACAUUGCGCGAGGCUGGCCGCUAUGCGAACAAGAUCGGACUGUGCUUGGCGUUGCAGGCUGCCGUUGACGCUACGCUGUUUGCUGGAGUCUACGCCUCGGUGCGCUUCUGCGGCAUCCGCCAGUUCCAUUGGGGCCUAAUGAAGAGGCCUGGGCGAGGAAGUUUUACGCAUCCUCCAUGAAAGCCCAUUGACUCUGGCUU
Messenger RNA from Baudoinia panamericana UAMH 10762, 1791 nucleotides. RefSeq lists its product as uncharacterized. The record is from RefSeq and is a predicted model, not a curated record. The coding region runs from base 170 to 1771 and encodes 533 amino acids. The transcript has a single exon. NCBI's taxonomy places the organism in Eukaryota, Fungi, Ascomycota, Dothideomycetes, Mycosphaerellales, Teratosphaeriaceae.